Pyricularia grisea is the source of this 1629-nucleotide messenger RNA. RefSeq lists its product as uncharacterized. Gene Ontology annotation, cellular component: nucleus. The record is from RefSeq and is a predicted model, not a curated record. Gene Ontology annotation, molecular function: DNA binding. The transcript has a single exon. The coding region runs from base 1 to 1629 and encodes 542 amino acids. Lineage: Eukaryota; Fungi; Ascomycota; Sordariomycetes; Magnaporthales; Pyriculariaceae.
AUGCCACGUUAUGACGAGAACGACAUGGCCGCAGCGAUUGCCGACGUGGCGCAGGGCGUCCCGGUAUUGCGUGCGGCUAAAAAAUGGCAUGUUCCAAGAUCUACUCUCCGCGGCCGCCUAACGGGUACGACACCAAGAUUUAUUACAAACACUAGUUUUCAGAAGCUCUCUGUGUCCCAGGAAACGGCUUUAGAAACAUGGAUUUUGGGUCAAGAGGCCUUGGGCUAUCCCCCUACGCAUUCAGAGAUUCGCCACAUAGCCGAAAAAGUCCUCCUCGCUUCCGGCCAGCCACCAACGCUCGGUAUCAAAUGGGUACAGAAAUUUCUACGGAGAUAUCCUUCACUUAAGGUCCAUAGACCUCGCAAAAUCGAUUCUGCGCGUAUCCAUGGGGCUACAACUGAAGUUAUUCGCAAAUGGUGGCCGCGCCUCCAAAAUCCAACUACCUCCGCCAUUAAACCCGAAAAUCGCUGGAAUAUGGACGAAACCGGUAUUAUGGCCGGGCAAGGAAGUAACGGGUUAGUGAUUGGAAGCAAUUUUACUCGUUCAAUUCAACGUAAACAGCCUGGAUUACGAGAAUGGACAUCAUUUAUCGAAUGCAUCUCGGCUACUGGAAAAUCCCUUCCACCGUUGUGCAUUUUCCGUGGGAAAACCGUGCAACAACAAUGGUUCCCUAGCAACGAAUUGCAACGAUUUGAAGGGUGGAAAUUCACGGCUACCCCAAAUGGCUGGACGGACGAUAAUACCGCUGUUGAAUGGUUAAAAUCUGUCUUUUUACCCAUGAGUACGCCCGAAGUAGCGGGAGACCCACGGUUACUUAUCCUCGACGGCCACCAUAGUCAUGCGACCCCUGAAUUCAUGACUGAAUGUUUUAAAAAUAACGUGUUUAUCGUUUAUUUGCCACCUCAUAGUUCCCACGUCCUUCAGCCUCUGGAUUUAUCAGUAUUUUCAGUACUAAAAUCGGAGUACAGAAGACGUUUAACCGCUACGGGAUUUGUAACCGAUUCAACAGUUGUGGGCAAGCGAUUGCUACUUCAAUGCUAUUAUGAGGCACGCGGACGUGCAUUCAAAGCUACUAUUAUUCGUUCUGGCUUUAAAACGACCGGUUUAUGGCCUCUCCGUAUUGCCAAACCGCUCAUGAACCCCCUACUAUUGGAAAACGCCAAUUCACAGCGCCAUAAAGCAGUAGGGCCCCAAAUUGUGGCUGCAUUGGAAUCAGGGGCUAUUGUUCCCGUACCCGAAACAGCAAAAAAAUCAUCACGAACGACAUGGGAGACUCCCGUACGGUCAUAUGAACUAGCUAGGCAACUAUCAACUAUACGUAGUCAGUCACGUGUAUCUCCUACCCGCCGAUCUUACCAUUUGAAGCUAAUUCGUGCCUGGGAACAAAAAGAAUUCGAUUCCGUACGAAAAGAUCGCCAAAUUGCGAUUUUGGAGGCAAAAUUGGAGGCGGCGCGACCGGUUAGAAGAAGGAAGGUGCAGAUGGACCCAAAUGAAGCGUUUGUUGACAUUCGGGACGUGGAGCUCACGAAUCUGAUCAAUCAGGAAAUGCCAUUGACAUCAGAAGAAUUGCCAGAAGAAGAGGAUUCGAAUGAUGUACUUGAUUGUAUUGAAGUGGUUCAUAUAGACUAG